CAUUGUUGUGAAGCGACAGCGGUGAGUAGGGAGUCCGACUGCCAACAGAGCAUUGCUACGAAUCCCGAGAGCUGCUAACUGAGACUUUGCCGGACUGAUUUUAAAACUCACUUAGCUCAUUCGGUGUGGCAAACCAUCCAGGAACUGCUUGGGUUCAAGAAGACUGAAUCGCUUUGCGCGUGAACAUUACCAAGGUGGUCUCUCACAGCCUUGCUCUUGGGUCCCUCAUUCAUAGCCUCAGAGGCGCUUUGGAGGGUCGCACUAACGUUUCAUCGGACGACUUCUGUACCGUUUACAUUAGUUUUUAACUCUCGUGGAAACGUUCUAUGUGCGUUCAAUGGACUAGAAACAUCAAAACAGAUUUUUAUUUUUCACAUAUUUUUCUUCAUGUGGAUUAAGCCGGGUAUUUUGCUUCGUGAGCACUCGUGUCGAGUCGAGGAAACAGCGCUUUAUCCGGCGUCAAGAAUCUAAUCAAGUGAGGAGUUGGACUUUGCGCACUGUAUCAAGGAUCAGUUCAAUCUGGCGUCUGGACACUAAAGUCCUCAAUAUUGUUUUCUUAUUAAUGGAUCUAUAUGUUCGCCACUGAAGUGACUUCACUUUCACAAAGACUUGGAAAUAAAAUCGUACCUCGGACCAAUGGCUAAUUUUUGCAAAGAACACUAAUCGAAUUUCGCCAAGGAUUAUAACAGCACUGAACGAAAAUACGGUGAUUGGGGUUGCGAGGCACUGGGCUUGCCAAUGCCGUACACCAGCUGCUGAGGGUUCCUCAGGCCAGCUCUGACCUCCCCUGCACCCCCAUCAGAGAACAAGCAAGAGAAGACCCAUCCAGUCUGCAAGAUGGCUUAUCUCCACAAGGUCCUCAUACUGAUCGUCUGUGUGGUGGACUACUCCUGGGGAAGGGCUGUCACAACAGAAGAGAUUCAAACCAAAGACCUCCGUGUACACCGUCCACCUCUCGUGCCUGGGUUCCCAGAGAACACCACGGCCGUGGUGGGGGGGAAUGUGAAGCUGGUGUGUAAGGUUCACAGGCCGGCCUCCACGCGCAUCCAGUGGCUCAAGAAGGACGAUGGCCUCCUGGGAGCUGAUGGCCAACCUCAUCUGCGCACUCUAACGCCUAUUCAAGGUAACAUAUCCAAGGUGAACGUCCUGGCUCUCAACAAUGUGUCAUUGGAGAGUACAGGAGAGUAUGUGUGCAAGGCAGAGACUUCCUCUGGGCAGUACAUGCAGUCAGCCUGGCUAGAAGUUUACCCAGAGGAACUUCUGUCUCGUUCUCUGAUGCCAAAUGCCCGUCUGGAAACAGCAGAAGAUGUUUCCGAGGACCAGCUGGACGACGUGUCCGAGCACCUGCUGCUGGAACCAGGUGAUGUGCUGAAGCUGCGCUGUGAUGGCGGUCGCCGGGGGUCAGUGCUUUGGUACAAGGGCGAUGCCCGCGUGCAGCACAGCACACGGAUCCACAUCCGUGCUGGCGUCAUGGAGAUCGUCGACAUCACCUACGAUGACUCAGGAGUGUACGCGUGCAUGCUGCGAGGCUCGCGGGAGAUGCUGCGUAACUUCACUAUCAUGGUGGCAGACUCCCUUGGCUCUGGUGAUGAUGAUGAGGACAAUGGCCUGGAUGACAUGCUGACAGAGUCUGAGAACGACCAGGUGUACUUUAGUAGAGGACCCUACUGGACGCACACUCAGCGCAUGGAGAAGAAGCUCUACGCCGUGCCGGCCGGCAACACGGUCAAGUUCCGCUGCCCUGCCACAGGCAGCCCCUUACCCACUAUCCGCUGGCUGAAGAAUGGCCGUGAGUUCCGGGGCGAGCACCGCAUCGGGGGCAUCAAGCUUCGUCACCAGCACUGGAGCCUGGUCAUGGAGAGUGUGGUUCCGUCAGAUCGGGGCAACUACACGUGUGUCGUGGAGAACAAGUUCGGCUCCAUCACCCACAGCUACCUGCUGGAUGUGCUUGAGCGCUCCCCACAUCGGCCUAUCCUGCAGGCUGGACUGCCCGCCAACAUCACCGCUGUGGUGGGGGGUGAUGCCCAGUUCCUCUGUAAGGUGUACAGUGAUGCCCAGCCCCACAUCCAGUGGCUCAAGCACAUUGAGAAGAAUGGCAGCCGAUAUGGCCCAGAUGGCAUCCCUUACGUUCAAGUCCUCAAGACUGGGAGCUUGAACAUGUCCGAGGUGGAGGUCCUGUAUCUGACCAACAUCACUAUGGAGGAUGCAGGAGAGUACACAUGCUUGGCUGGCAACUCCAUCGGAUUCUCCUACCAGUCUGCAUGGCUUACGGUCCUCUCUGAGGAGGAAGUGGCAGAUGAAGUGGAGAAGAUGGAGACCAAGUACACGGACAUCAUCAUCUAUGCAUCGGGUGUCCUGGCUCUGGUGAUGGCCAUCAUCAUCGUGGUUCUUUGCCGUAUGCAGGUCCACCCAAGCCGAGAACCGUUCGACGUUCUACCAGUUCAGAAGCUCUCCAAGUUCCCUCUUCGUAGACAGUACUCUGUGGAGUCCAACUCAUCAGGGAAGUCCAGUGCCUCUUUGAUGAGGGUGGCCAGGCUGUCGUCCAGCUGCUCCCCGAUGCUGGCUGGAGUCAUGGAGUUUGAGCUCCCCUAUGACCCAGACUGGGAGUACCCCAGGGAGAACUUGACCUUGGGGAAACCACUGGGUGAAGGCUGCUUUGGUCAGGUGGUGAGAGCAGAUGCUUUUGGCAUCAACAAAGAGAAUCCAGAGCAGGUGUCCACUGUGGCUGUCAAGAUGCUGAAAGAUGAUGCCACGGACAAAGACCUGGCCGACCUGAUCUCCGAGAUGGAGCUCAUGAAGGGCAUGGGCAAACACAAGAACAUCAUCAACCUUCUGGGAGUCUGCACACAAGAUGGUCCUCUGUAUGUUCUGGUGGAGUAUGCUUCAAAGGGCAGUCUGAGGGAGUACCUGCGAGCUCGCCGCCCGCCUGGAAUGGACUACACCUUUGACGUGACCAAAGUCCCUGAGGAGCAGCUCACAUUCAAGGACCUGCUCUCCUGUGCCUAUCAGGUGGCCCGUGGCAUGGAGUACCUGGCUUCCAAUAGGUGCAUCCACAGGGACUUGGCCGCAAGGAACGUCUUGGUGACCGAAGACAAUGUCAUGAAAAUCGCCGACUUCGGCCUGGCCCGGGGAGUUCACCAGAUCGACUACUACAAGAAAACAACCAACGGACGACUGCCAGUGAAAUGGAUGGCGCCAGAGGCCUUGUUUGACAGAGUCUACACACACCAGAGUGAUGUCUGGUCUUUUGGAGUCCUAAUGUGGGAGAUUUUCACUCUGGGUGGCUCUCCUUAUCCUGGGAUUCCUGUGGAGGAACUUUUCAAGCUCUUGAAGGAAGGCCAUCGCAUGGACAAGCCCUCCAACUGCACACAUGAACUGUACAUGAAGAUGAGAGAGUGCUGGCAUGCCGUUCCCACACAAAGACCCACCUUCAAACAGCUGGUAGAGGAGCUGGACAGACUUCUACUGUCCAUUUCAGAUGAGUACUUGGAUUUGUCCACCCCAUUUGAGCAGUACUCUCCAUCUUGUGAGGACACCUCCAGCUCUUGUUCAUCGGACAAUGAUUCAGUCUUUACCCAUGAUGCCAUCUCCACUGACCCUUGUCUCCUCGGCUAUCACAACGUCCGAUCUCGGAGAGACCUAUAGGCAGCGGAAAGGCACAGCUUGACCUCGGUGUUGGACUCUUUUUGGCACUAGUUGCUCGGACGGAACAUGAUGUCGCAUUGAACAUGAUUGCACGAGAAAACAGCGGUACUCAGAGGUUGACAUCUCUGCCUUACAGCCCAAGAACAUUAUUGCGAUGCUUGGCACUACAGUAAGAAAAGCAACAAUCAAAUGAAAAUGGCUGCUUCAAACGUACAGGUUUCAUUUCUUUUCAGCCUGGUUGCAUUCAUGAAGAGGCUGGUUGGAGAUAAGCGUGUAAGAACUCCCCUGAAGUAUCUGAACAGUAUUGAAAACUGGAGUGUUUUACAAAUUAAGAAAAGAACAUUUAUUUUGAUAUUAAAGAGAAAAGCAUUGUUAAAUAUAAAUUUCUCUCUAUAUAAAAUUAUUUUACAUUUUGCUAUUUAAAGAAAAGAAAAACAGCUGUCUUAAAUCUCAGGAAAUCAUGUGUUAAUUUGCUGUAGUGACAGCAAUACAGUGCCUGAUUUUUAGAUUUCCUGUAAAUAUAUUAAAAUAUUAUAUGUACAUAUCUCACAAAAAAAGACAAUUACUUUUAUAACUUAUUCUAAAUGAUAUGAAGUGAAGGUCUUGCGCUGGUGAAGACCAAUGAGGUAAUUCUGCUUUGAGAGGACAAAAGAAGACUAUUACUUUUCUUUUUUUAAAUAUUCGUUGUUGUAUGCCACUCACAUCAUUGUACGCAUCGCCUGAGCCAAUCCUGCCAGGACCAUAUCUGCUAAGCUGUCUUGGUAGUUUCUCAUGCCACUCCAUCUGCCUGGAGUGGACAAGUGGCUGCCAAACGCAAAACAAAAGACUGGCCUCACAGAGUCUAACACAAUCUAACACAUUGGACACAUCUUGGGAGACAAGCGAAGCCUCUACUGUCAGCACUGUAAAAAAAGAAAGAAAUUGACUCAGAGUGAAUGUGGUGGAAAACAUUGGUGGUGGUGGUUGGGGGCGGGGAGUGUAGAGACAUGGGACAGUGUUGAGGGGCUGAAGUGAAGCAGUUGUCCAUUGUCUCCUCAGACCCCCCCCCCCCUUUUUUUUUACCCCACUUCAGCUUGUUUGUAGCCUCCAAGUACAGGCCAGCGUAGCACAAUGGGACCAAGGCCCCUCUAAUGGCUGUAGCUGUGUCCACAGUUGAGAUGGCAGGGGGUGGAGGAGGGGAGGGAGGCGGCACACAAGAGAGAGAGAGGGAGGGAGAUAGCCAAGGGUUGGGAGGGCAGCUUCUCCUACAGCUUGUGUGCAAAUGAGGUGCCCUUAUUAUGUAAAUGCAUCCAGCUGCCCCAUCUUUAUCCCUGCCCCAUCUUUUUAAUAUACAAUGCUAAUGUUUUAACAGGGGGUUGGUCAAGCCUCCCUUUUUUAUGGGUGAACCCCUGGCAGUGUCCUUCAGGGGGAUCAUGGCCAGACCUCUGGGAGCUGAUAAGAAUCCAGUGCUUUGCAUUUUUUUUGUUUUCGCCCCCGCCCCCCCCUUUUUUUUUUCUCAAGUUAA
Alosa sapidissima (American shad) is the source of this 5149-nucleotide messenger RNA. It is a transcript of the gene fgfr4, whose product is annotated as fibroblast growth factor receptor 4. Bases 838 to 3645 code for a protein of 935 amino acids. The transcript is spliced from 21 exons. Gene Ontology annotation, molecular function: fibroblast growth factor binding; ATP binding; fibroblast growth factor receptor activity. The record is from RefSeq and is a predicted model, not a curated record. Gene Ontology annotation, biological process: protein phosphorylation; multicellular organism development; positive regulation of ERK1 and ERK2 cascade. Lineage: Eukaryota; Metazoa; Chordata; Actinopteri; Clupeiformes; Clupeidae. Gene Ontology annotation, cellular component: signaling receptor complex.